Radiomyces spectabilis is the source of this 2904-nucleotide messenger RNA. RefSeq lists its product as uncharacterized. Gene Ontology annotation, cellular component: nucleus. NCBI's taxonomy places the organism in Eukaryota, Fungi, Mucoromycota, Mucoromycetes, Mucorales, Radiomycetaceae. Gene Ontology annotation, biological process: RNA processing. Gene Ontology annotation, molecular function: RNA binding. The record is from RefSeq and is a predicted model, not a curated record. The coding region runs from base 111 to 2618 and encodes 835 amino acids. The transcript has 17 exons.
AACUUGUGAAUCACCGUGACUGUUCCUGGAACCAAAAAAGGAGGGCCCUUUCUUUCCUGUGGCGAACCAACCAUAUUUUUAUUUCUGUGCAUAGACGGACCAGAUUUAGAAUGGAUCCCAAAAAGGACGAGCGUGAAAGAUCAGAGUCUCCUGAAGAACCUCCAGUGGUCAUUAAACCGAUUGCCGCUAGUAAACUACAGGCGUUCUCAAUCGGCAGUAGCAGGAAAACACCCUUUCAAAAGCAUAAAGAAGAACUGGAACUCAAGAAAAAGAGAGAAUCUGAAGAAGCGGCCAAAGUGUAUGAAGAAUUCGUAGCUUCUUUCGAAGAUGCACCCGACUUUGUUACCGGCAUCAAAUCUUCUAGUCGCCAACAGACCAUGGUGGCAAGAGAUUCCGAACUGGAUUACGAACGACCGGCUCCAUCAACUUUUAAGCCUACUUCUUUUGUCAAAGCGGGAGAACAGUUUCCUCGGACCCAAGCGUUUGUCAAAGCGGGCGAAUCGUCCUCGUUCAAAACACCGGCAUUUGUGAAAGCUGGGGAAACGCCGUCCUCCAAGCCGCCUGCUUUCACAAAAGCAGGCGAAACGUCCCAUCGCUCCAAUUUCACGUCCGAAAAGAAAGAGUCGCCCAAAUUUUCAGUGUCUAAACCUGCAGCCAAAUCCAUUUCGCUUAUUCCCAAAAAGGAGACUGGUAAUAGUAUCAAGCCGAUGCCGUUCGUCAAGGCAGGCGAAGGCACGAAACCUAUGCCGUUUGUGAAAGCUGGCCAAACCACCGGAGGAAAAGCGAAAAUGAUGAUCGAUCAGGAAGAAAGCGAUGAAGAGGAUGAUGCUCUCGCACGCAAGGAAGCCAAAUCUCAAAAGAAACGCAAUCUGGAUACCUUUCUGGAGGAAAUCAAAAAAGAACAAGAAGAUCGGGAUGAUCGUUUACGUAAAGUGCCCCGAUCCAGUUCAUCAGCUUCAUCUUCUGGCCGUGAUAUUUCAGCAGGAAUCACUUUAAAAGCAGCCUUCGAGGACCGCCAAGGAUCUCAUGAUUUGGGCGAUCCAUGGACCACCAACCUGUAUGUCGGCAAUAUCAAUCCAGCGGUCAAUGAGAUGCAGCUGUGUCAAGAGUUUGGUCGAUACGGACCUAUUGCUUCCGUCAAGAUUAUGUGGCCGCGGUCGCAAGAGGAACACGAUCGAAACCGGAAUUGCGGCUUUGUCAGUUUUAUGGAACGCAGGGAUGCAGAGCAAGCCCUCCGGGCUUUGGAUGGCAAGGAUGUCCAAGGCUAUGUCAUGAAAGUAGGAUGGGGAAAAGCGGUGCCACUACCGGCGCAACCCAUGUUUGUAUUGGAAAAAGCAAAACAGCCCAUGCAAACCGGCUUACCCUUCAAUGCUCAAAUCGUCAAAUCACCCGUGGGAACGAAUGUCGUUCCUCGAGCCGAAGUGAAAGUUACCAAACCCACCAAUAUGAAUCGUGUCAAGAUUAUUCAUCGAUUGAUUGAACGCGUCAUUAAGCACGGUCCCCAGUUCGAGCAUAUCAUCAUGGAAAGAGAAAAAGAUAAUCCGGCUUUUGAGUUCCUGUUCAAACAUACCUCUCCCGAUCACAUCUAUUAUCGAUGGCGCUUGUAUUCUAUCUUGCAAGGUGAUAGCAAAUCCGAUUGGCGAACCGAGCCAUUCCAGAUGUUUGAGGGCGGUGCAUGGUGGAUACCUCCAGAAGUGCCUUUCAAUGACGAGGGGAAAGCGGACAUGUUACUUGAUUCGGAGGAUGAAGAGCAGGAGAAGGGAUCAGAUGUUCCCAAGGGCACAUUGGGUCCCAUUGCCCGGCAACGGCUGGAGAUUCUUUUGCGACAAGUCACUUUCAAAAGAGGCACUAUUGCACGAGCUAUGGCCUUUGCCAUUGACCACGCUGACGCGGCGGAUGAAGUCAUUGACCUUGUUAUUAAAUCGUUAUUGCUGCCUGAAACCCCACUAUCGGUUAAAUUGGCACGGUUAUACCUCGUUUCUGAUAUUUUACAUAACAGCAGUGUUCAUGUACCCAAUGCGUGGAAAUAUCGGCAAUCAUUUGAACCGCGGCUACCACCUGUAUUUGAGCAUCUGAACGGUAUUUAUCGAUCAAUCAGCGCGCGAUUAAAAGCCGAGCAAGUGCGACGACACAUCAGCAGCGUACUCACUGUGUGGGAAAAUUGGAUGGUAUUCCCCAAGCAUUUUAUUGAUGAACUCAACGCGACUUUUAUGAAAAAGUCAUCCGAUCCGGCCCCUCGCACGGAUAACUGGCAGCCUCUUACGAGUGCUGGAGAACAUUCACAGUCAACGUCACCGUUGGCAAGUUCCGAAAAAGAAGAAGCGAUUUUGUUGGCGGCUUCUUCAGCAGAUAAAGAAGCAAUAGCGUCAGCAGAUGUGGCGGAUGCGGACGUGGACGGGCAACCGAUGGAAGAAGACGUCGAUGGCGAACCUCUUGAGGAAGGUGUGGACGGUGAGCCUUUGGACGACAUUGAUGGUGAACCAAUGGAGGGCGAUGAUGUAGAUGGCCUGCCGCUCGAGGAAGAUAUUGAUGGUCAGCCGCUGGAUGAUCGAACGGAACCGUCCGAUGCCCAUGCCAAGGACGGUGCUCAUCUUGAGAUCCAAGACAUGUUUGCAUAAAUUCUUUCCCAUUCAUCAUUUCGCCUUCCCUAUUGCAUCCCGCCUUCUUUUUAUCUUGAUUGCAUCUAUCUUUUUGUAUUAUCAUCCCCAUGUCUCGCAGGUCUAAUAUAUUGUGGUUCAUGUACCUACAGUGCCUGUGCGGCGUGUUCCAAAAGCAUCUAGUGUUAUCGUAUCGCACGACGAAAAAAUGGUUUCUGUGAUUGUACGUCGCGGGCCAUAACAAACUCAGAAUAUCAUUGCAUAUUUGAAUGGCCAGAUGAAUAGUGAAUCUUGUUAUCAAUUUAAU